Messenger RNA from Kluyveromyces marxianus DMKU3-1042, 591 nucleotides. It is a transcript of the gene CWC15, whose product is annotated as U2-type spliceosomal complex subunit CWC15. The transcript has a single exon. Bases 1 to 591 code for a protein of 196 amino acids. The record is from RefSeq and is a predicted model, not a curated record. Gene Ontology annotation, cellular component: catalytic step 2 spliceosome. NCBI's taxonomy places the organism in Eukaryota, Fungi, Ascomycota, Saccharomycetes, Saccharomycetales, Saccharomycetaceae. Gene Ontology annotation, biological process: mRNA cis splicing, via spliceosome. Gene Ontology annotation, molecular function: RNA binding.
AUGACUACUUCACAUAGACCGCAGCUAGAAGCAAGAAAUGGUGCGAAGGAUAUACAAUAUGUACCUACUUCUACACAGCAUGUAAGGUUACUACCUGGACAUAAGGAGCUAAAGAAGCGUACGAGAACGGAUACAAAUGAUAACGAAGUACAUCACACAAAAAGGAAGCGAGAACUGAGAUUGGAAGACGGUGUUACGGAGAAGGAAGAUGAUAAGCUCAAGCGGGCAGAAAGUGAGUCCGAUGACAGGGUAGAUGAUACAGGUAGUAGCGAAGAAUAUGACGAUGACGACGAUGAAGAAGAAGAAGACGAUGAGGACGCAUUGUUGGAUGAGUGGAAUAGAGUACGCCAGGAGCGCAUUGAUUCGAAGUCUAAAGAAAAGAAAAGUGUGUCUGUUGAUUCUAGUGUAAACUCAAAUACUAAUCCAGAUUUGGCUAAACCUCAAAAGAGCGGAUGGAGGUCCAAGACUGUUUUUGGAAGGCAUUCAAAUAAAUCUAGUGAGUCAAACGAAAACAAGGAUAAAAACAAAUAUAUUAAUGAUCUUUCACGCAGUGCGUACCACAAGGACUUUAUGCAGAAGCAUGUAAAAUAA